CAGUGACUUCUGUUCCAACAUUUUGAAAGAUCUAGAUCUAGCUUUUAGUCUUUUCUUGAGGCUACUUAAUUAGCGAAACGGGAAUUCGAUCAAACUUUUCUGAAGAUAACAUCAUCAUCUCUAGCUUGUGUGUUUACGUUCUACAACUCUUCUGAUCUAGACAGAUGGACAACGCACAGACAUCCCCCACAGACGCUGAUGUGACGAGGAAUGUGGGGGAAAUAAGUUUGAACGACAUAAGAGACGCCUUCACCAGUAUUCUAGGGCUUGAGCUGACCCACAAGACUGUAUUCAUUGUUGUUUGCGCAUGUCUGCUUACUGGCCUGACCCUGCAAACGGGAACUAGCUACACCUCGACAGCAGACGUCUUUGUUUACUGCACAGUGUACAGCUCCUGGGUGACUUUGUGCCUGCCCUGGUUGGUCCAGAACAUGGAUGGCAAGAUGAUCAAGCUUGUAGCCAGUAUUUUUUUAAGGCUGUUUGGUGCCGAUAUUGGCGUGUUGACUUGGAAGGCGAUACGAGGACAGAGCCACAUCUUUCACCGUGGACUCAGAAUGAGGCCUCUGUUUGAGCCAUCCAUGUCUUGGCUGUCCGAAGCUGGAUACAACCUCAGAUACGGAGUUGUGAUUGCCGCUCUCGUUGCUUCAGGGAUGUCCUUUUCCAUCACGAUCUACCGGAAGUACUUUCGACCCAGCCCCCGGGUGGCCACCAAGUACAGCAACACGGACCUGGACUACGAGGAGAGCCUGGCCUCCAAGACUGAGACCGGCCCUAACGGACCCACAAAGAGAGAUGGAUCCAUCCAGGAAGGAUCGGCGUCUAGGAAUCUAGUCGCUCUAGGCCCGUCCCCUGCGCUGCAUAGGCGGAGCAUUGUGAAGGAAUGCGCCUCGAUGCUUGUAGUGAGGCCUACUUCAGAACCUCCCAUGCCAACUGGUGCUUUCGAGAAGAGUAUAAUGAAACAGGGUAUGGGAGAUCGUGUUCCUUAUGUUGACACCAUGGGCGAAGCUGGCAGACAAAUGUCUGAUUUCUCAUGUAUGCCUGGUAUUCGAUGUGCCCCUUUAGCCAUAGGCGCAGCCAAUCAGGGCAGGCCUCAUCAACUUUACGGGACAGUACAAACGCAAGAUGUUCGUGACGAUCAAUUCGCGCUCAUUCAACCGGAAGCUAUUUCUGACGUCUACACAGCUACACACUUUUUAAAGGGAGAGGGCUACUCGAAAGGUCAGGUCGAAGGUCACGGCACGGACUAUGUAGAGAGCUGUUCCAAAGGUCCGGUCGGACGUCACAACACGAAUUAUGUUCAGGACGCUGAAUCAAGCAGCAGAAACAACUUAACUUGGGGAAGACAGUUUAACCUUGGAUCAGGUGUUUCCCGAUUACCCGAGAGUGGGCCGAGAACGAAUCAUCAAAACAUCGGAGUAUUGAGAGACGCGGCUGGAUUCACUCCUCAGCCUUGCUUCGCGACCCUACCAUUCAGAAACUCAACAGCCCCCAUGACAACAAACUCAUAUCGAGUCGGCAGCUCGGCGAUGUCAGAGCGGCCCGACAAAACUUACCCCUCUGAAAUGUGUGGAGACGGCAGGGUUGCAAUAGAUACAAGCCAAAGGAUCUCGCAAAAUCUACAGGGGGCGAAACGAAGAUUACAAACUCUAACGGAAACUCUUGUGAACGAUCAAUACGUUGACUCCAGUGCCUGGAAAUGAAGUGUCGCUACUUAGCAGUAAGGGUAGAGGGUGGCGGAAUCUACAACGCCAGUUAUCUUAUUACCCUUGUCCCCCUAAAAAAAAAAAAAACGCCCCUGAAUAUAUCAUAUUGCUUGAACAUUUUGACUCAAAGGCUUUAUUAGUAACUAAAAAGAAAUAGGUGUAUGGAUUAUUAAAAGAAUUCAAAAUCUCAACCGGGGCAAAGAAAAGAAAAAAAUGUUCGUUUCGAUAACCCAAUGAUGUCCAAAUUACGGCCCGCGGGUCAACUUCUGCCCGUUACGCGCUGCUAGUCAACUGUUAGUAUUUUGGGUGUGGCAUGUGGGCUAGUGAGGACGUAAAAGUAGGCCUACUAUAAGUUUGAAAUGUUCGUCACGGUUUUGGUAAAUUAAUUUAUGAUUAUGAAUUCGAUAUUUAUAUUUAGUUCUUGUUUUGCCAUAAUUGUUCUGUUUGUACCAGGUCUUCACAUAUAUUGCUGUAGUUAAAUCAAAGUUAUCUACUUAUCGUUGAAGGGGAAAACUACAAUGAAAUAUGAUGUCAUUUAUCCGCAGACUAAAAAUAAAUCUUUUAAAGGGAGAUAAUACUAAUACGUAAGGAAAACAAAUGCUGAGGCUCCUACGAAACAGCUCACUAUGAAGUAAAAUGUGUACCGAAUUGUACACACUAUAAUGAAUAGAAAAAUUUUACAUCUUCUGGUGCGACACAAGAGGUUUGGAGAAAUUAACUUUUGUGCCAGGUUGUACAAUGAGAAACUUUUAAUACUACUGGCUAGUACGUUAUUGUCACUGACAUAGAUUUUAGGACAUCUGCUGAUAGUUCAUCUUACUAUCAGGGCCGGUCUUAGGCCACUGCAACCUAUGCGACCGCAGUGGGGCCCGCGUUUUCAUAGGCCCCGCUGUAAUUCUAGGUGUAAUUAUUAAAUUGCACUAAUAUAUACGAAAGUCAUGGAAAUCUCCUGAAUUUAUUAAAAUCUCCUGAAAACUCAUAACAAUCUCCUGAAAAAUAAUCGAAAUAGUCAUUUGUGGGUGUCAUUCAUUACGGAAAACGCUAAUCCUACGUGCGAUAAAAGAAAAAAAGGCAUUGUCAGCUUUCAUGUAAUAAAAUGUAAUAAUCGGGCGGUCGAAUUUUCACCUUCACCGGAAGUUAUAAUUCUUUAUUUACUUUUAAAGCCACAGGCAUAUAAAUAUGCCAUAGGUUGCACGGUUCGUAAAUUAAAGUUAAUUAGAUCGCAAUUUUGUUCUUAGUAAAGAAUAAAUUAAAUUCAAAGUAAUUUUUUUUUCUAAUACAAAAUCUUAAUUUUCACUUAUUAUCCUUAUUCUCACCCAGUUUCGCGUAGGGCCCCGCAAUUGUUAGGACUGGCCCUGCUUACUAUUUUCAGAUUAUGCAUAUUUGAUAACGUUAAAAAUAAACACGAAAUUACAGUCCUGACAUUAAUUCAUGCGAUACUUCAGAAAACGAAUAUAUACUAAUGAGCUAAGUUUGGAUUCUUCAAUGAAAUGAAGAGAUAAAGUUAAAUUUUACCAAGUUAAACCUUUUUUUUUUUUUUUUUUAUAUAAUUUAUUCCCAUUUACCCUUUAUGAACAAUAUACGACCGUGCAGCCCAUCCCCAAUCAACGUUACGCCUCUGUAAUCUUGUAAUUAGAUUUAGUCCUAGUCCUCAGCUUGCAUCGAAGAUUCACAAAAUAUUGAAUUAGAGGAUUUCACUUAUUUUCAAUAUCAAUUUUGGUUGAAUUAAAUAUUUAAAUUUCUUUUGAAAAAAAAAAAAAAAGUCAUUUUUACUGAUUUG
This is a messenger RNA of Biomphalaria glabrata, 3483 nucleotides long. RefSeq lists its product as uncharacterized. The record is from RefSeq and is a predicted model, not a curated record. The coding region runs from base 165 to 1700 and encodes 511 amino acids. The transcript is spliced from 5 exons. NCBI's taxonomy places the organism in Eukaryota, Metazoa, Mollusca, Gastropoda, Planorbidae.